ACUACACUGCCAAUUUUUUUCAAGAGAAAUUUUUUCUCUCAGUGUAAUUAUGCCCAUUGAGAAACGCUAGAAAAUUUAUGGGGGAUGAAAGUUAGCAAUUGAGAAUUUAGGGGUAGUACGACUGCAGCGCCGUAAAACAUUUCUCAUAGUAUUCCAUAUUAUUCUACCCUGUGUAAGGGUAACACAGGAUAACAAGCAUCGGUCGUCUUAUCAACUUUUUCCACCCUAAUUAAAUUCAAUCUCGCGAAUAAAUUUCUCUAGACAGUUUGUUGUUGUUUAUUGUGAUAAAAAAAUACAAAAUGGGCACAUUAAUAUUAUAUUUUAGUAACUAUGUCUAUAAAUAUUAAUAUCGAUUGUUAAAUUUAUUUUCUUAAAUUUUUUUUUUCUUUUAUAACCAGCUCUUGUGACUGAAAGAAGCGAUAUGACGCAUAGUUAAUCAAUACCGUAAAAUUUGUACAGUAUCUUACAAUUGUGAGCUGAUUUUAAAAAUAUUUAUUUGUUUAUCAAUUUUUAUUUUUUUUUAUUUACCAAAGACUACUGUAAUGAUUAAUUUUUUGCUGUGAUUAAUAAAAUUUAGUUUCACAUCAUUUAAAUACAAGAAAGUUCAAUUGUGUAUUAAAUUAUCGGGUAAUUAUCAAGAUAAUCCGAUAUGUUUUAUAUACAAAAGAAAUAUUAAACAAUAAUAAAUAAAUAUUUGAAGAGCAUAAUGGUUAAUAAAAAGUGAAUGCUCGGCAUGUUAAUGUGGCAAUCCGAUGUGAUGAUGAUAGAAUUUUUAAGGAGUCCAUGUUCAUUUACAACUCGAGAAAUGUUGAUAACGCUUUUAUUUUUGAGUAUUAUAUCAGUAACAACUUUUCUACCUAAGCUCUCAGCUCAUUAAGAAGAAAUAUGGCUGAAUUAAGGUCACUGGACGCGGCUGACUGUCCAGAAUGUUCAGGGCCUCCACCGAUGUUCCGAUUACCACCCCCGCCUCGGCCGCCCUUUCUUAAAGAGGGAACAUUUUGUUCGGAGGCUCCAUUAGCGGAGUUGGAGGAUUGCGGUAAUAUUCCUCUCAUUGAUGUAUCGUAUCAUAAUAUUCCAUCGUUACAAAGCACAGCAUUGAUAGUAACAUGCGCGAUUGUUUUGCUUUUAACAACAACAACUGUUUUCGUCGUAUUCUGGAAUUACAUGACAUUCAAAUUAUCACUAGAUCGUUAUAAGCCUCACGAUCUUCAGCAUGAACCGUUUCUUUUAAGCGACAUCAAAGAGCCCUCUCGACCAAGGUUUUUGGCACGUCCUUGCUUCAAUAUAUUCGGACUGUCACGCGUAUGGCAAUGUUUGCCGACUUGCUGUCAAACAUUGGAAGGUCCAGCAGCUAGUCUUAUUCACGCGCCACUGAAAGAAACCAAUGACUCAAGAAGAGCAUUUGUCAAUCAGCAGCCUCAUCCUCAUCAGUAUCGUCAUUAUGCAGUUCAACACACAGAUACUGCAGCAAUGCGCACAGUUAAUUUACAAUCUGAUUUAACUGCUAACCACGAACGAUUCCACUACAAUUGCCGGUCAGUAAGCAACAAUCCCCACAUUAAUAAUCCAAGAGAAAAUAACCCUCAGAUUAAAUCACCCGGAAGACCAUCAGCCAACAGUGAACAUGUUAUGAUGCUUUUAAGCGUUGCAGCACAAUUAACAAAUAAAAAACCACGUUUUCUGUAAAAAAACAAAAUUAUUUAAAACAUUAUGUACGAGAUAAAGUCACUGGUUUUUAAUUGACUAACUUUAUACUGCUGUUGAUUUUUAUUUUUGCUUUUUGAAAAUUUU
Molecule: messenger RNA, 1791 nt
Organism: Cotesia glomerata
Lineage: Eukaryota; Metazoa; Arthropoda; Insecta; Hymenoptera; Braconidae
Exons: 6
Coding region: 886-1686 (266 amino acids)
Source: RefSeq, a predicted model, not a curated record